Pseudoliparis swirei is the source of this 1200-nucleotide messenger RNA. RefSeq names its product retinol binding protein 4, plasma (gene rbp4). Lineage: Eukaryota; Metazoa; Chordata; Actinopteri; Perciformes; Liparidae. Gene Ontology annotation, biological process: retinol transport. The transcript has 6 exons. The coding region runs from base 19 to 642 and encodes 207 amino acids. Gene Ontology annotation, molecular function: retinol transmembrane transporter activity; retinol binding. The record is from RefSeq and is a predicted model, not a curated record.
CCUCCACUUUUAAACAGAAUGCUGCGCUCCGCUGUGGCCCUCGGGCUCCUGGCCCUCUGUCUCCUGGCCGUGUCCUCGGCACAGGACUGCCAGGUGGCCAACAUCCAGGUCAUGCAGAACUUUGACCGGACAAAGUAUGUCGGGACAUGGUACGCCGUCGGGAAGAAGGACCCGGAAGGUUUAUUCUUGCUCGACAACAUCGUGGCCACCUUUGACAUCAACGCCGAAGACGGCAAAAUGACGGCCACGGCCGAGGGCCGAGUUAUCAUCCUCAACCAGUGGGAGAUGUGUGCCAGCAUGUUUGCCACCUUUGAGGACACCACUGACCCUGCAAAGUUCAAGAUGAGGUACUGGGGAGCUGCGGCCUACCUGCAGACUGGAAACGAUAACCAUUGGGUGAUUGACACCGACUAUGAGAACUACGCCGUCCACUACUCCUGCAGACAGAUAGACUCUGACGGCACCUGCCUGGACAGCUACUCCUUCAUAUUCUCCCGUCAUCCCGUCGGCCUGAGGGCGGAGGACCAGAGCAAAGUCGUCCAGAAGAAGACGGACCUCUGCCUGCUGGGCAAAUACAGACGCGCUCCCCACACGGACUUCUGCACGACCAGCCAAUCCGUCACUCCGAAAACUGAUCAAUAAAGCCCCGCCCCCCCCACCGCCUGCCUGUCCUGGACUGAGUCAACAGAGUUCUCUCUCCUCUGCUGUAGGAAGGAGCUCGUUCUUCUUUUAAAACAUAUUCUAUAAAUGACUUUAAACUGUCACAUUUGCAUCCUGUAAAUAGAAAUGAAAAGACGACCGUUUGCGGUUUCUUGUCAUGAUCCAAACACGACCCAACUAGCGAAGAAGAUUCUAACGUUUUAGCCCUCAACAUGAUUCAUGUGUCCGUGUAAAAAUGUUGUGUGAAACAACCUUCCUCAUGGAAACCAGUUGAACUGGAUCGCUGGUUCCAGUGGGAAUAAACGACAUAUCAGAUGAAAAUCUCAUUUAUGAGUGAACUCGUGACUUCAGAACCAGGUCCACAGGUCACUGACUUUGCUUUUACACUGAGAACAGACACCGUGGAGCACACAGCUACUUAUUGUUAAUAAACCUUCAGACAUAAGUUGCGUGAUAUUUGGAAUAGCAGUUUGGCUGUUACUUGAUUCCAUGAUGUACUCUUCUUCAUCCAGUUUUUGAAAUAAAACAUUCAUAUCGUGA